This is a messenger RNA of Ostertagia ostertagi, 570 nucleotides long. The record is from the annotation of a GenBank genome assembly. Lineage: Eukaryota; Metazoa; Nematoda; Chromadorea; Rhabditida; Trichostrongylidae.
AUGAUCCGAGCAGCAGAGCAAUCAGUGAACAUGCAAGGGAUGUUGGAUGCGGACGGGGAUUUCCUCGGUUCGCUAAUGCCACCACUUCACAAACUUACUGAGAGAAAGAAGAAAAUCCUCGACAAGAAGAAUCCUAUUCCUGGACCACAUCAUCCCACUUACCUCACUAUGAUCAAGGGCGCAGUUUUGGCUCUGAACGAAAGCAAAGGUGCUAGCAAGCCGGCAAUUUUGAAGUAUUUGGCACAACACUAUCAGCUAGGCGAGAAUCUUCCCAAGAUAAAUUCUCAUCUGUGCAUGGCACUCAGAAAGGCCCUUAAGGAAGGCAAUAUCGAGCAGGUGGUGUCAUUUACAAAAGGACAUGGUGCAUCGGGCAGCUUCAAAAUGAGCGCCCCGGCAGCGAAGAAAGCCGGUCCAUCCAUGGCAAAGAAAUCUUCGGUUGCGAAGCCUUCAUCGUCUAAAGCAAAAGCGAUAAUAAAGAAGAAAGCUGCGCCCGCAAAGGUUAUGAAACCGAAAGUGGCAAGAAAAGUUGUGAAGAAGCCGAAGGUACCGAAGGGUCAAGAAAACGAUUAA